Molecule: messenger RNA, 3316 nt
Organism: Raphanus sativus (radish)
Lineage: Eukaryota; Viridiplantae; Streptophyta; Magnoliopsida; Brassicales; Brassicaceae
Product: putative transcription elongation factor SPT5 homolog 2
Exons: 21
Coding region: 159-3200 (1013 amino acids)
Biological process (GO): regulation of DNA-templated transcription elongation; translation; transcription elongation-coupled chromatin remodeling
Cellular component (GO): DSIF complex; ribosome
Molecular function (GO): mRNA binding; structural constituent of ribosome
Source: RefSeq, a predicted model, not a curated record
GCAUGACAAUUGGCAAUUCACCAAAAUUUUGAUUUUACUCUCAAACGCGUUACCGAUCAAGUGCCUUAGCGAAAAAUCCCUUUCGAUCUCUAGGGUUUGAAGCGGAGUAAGAGCGGAGACAGAGAGAGAGAGAAGCCCUAGUUCCCCUAAUCGAAACUAUGGCUCACCACCACUCAGAGUCCGACGACGAAGAUUACUCCUAUGACGACGAUUCCGAGUCCGAGCAAGAAGAAGAAGAAGAAGAGGAACCGAGAAGCUCGCGGAAGAAGCGCGGAAGAUCAAAUCCAGAUCAUUCAGUCGGUGGCGCGCGUGGGAAGAAAAGGAAGCCUUCGGGUUCCAUAUUCAUAGAGGAUGACGUCAUCGUAGACGACGACGAAGUAGAAGACGAGGACGAUGUCGAGGACGGUUUCAUUGAACACGGUGAAGCUGACCUUGGUGAUGAGGAUGUUGUUGGCCGUCGUCACAGGCCUUUUCACGAACCGGCGGCGUUUCGUUCUCGUGUGGGUGCUGAAGAGUAUCUUGAUUUCAUGCAAGAAAAGUAUUCCAACCCUCGUGCAGAGUAUGACGAUGAAGAUGAUUACGAAGAUGGAGAGCCUACCCACGUUGAUCAACAAGCUCUUUUGCCAUCAGUCCGUGACCCGAAGCUGUGGAUGGUGAAAUGUGCGAUUGGUCGUGAAAGAGAGGUUGCUGUUUGUCUUAUGCAAAAAGCCGUGGAUAGAGGAUCGGAUUUCAAGAUCAGAUCUGUUAUUGCGCUUGAUCAUCUCCAGAACUUUAUAUACAUUGAAGCCGAUAUGGAGGCUCACGUUAAAGAGGCUAUCAAGGGCAUGCGGAAUAUUUUCGCAAAUCAUAAGAUUUUACUUGUCCCUAUAAGAGAAAUGGCAGAUGUUCUUUCUGUAAAGAGUAAGACAGUUGAGCUAGCACGUGACACAUGGGUUAGAAUGAAACUCGGGAUAUAUAAGGGUGAUCUAGCUCAGGUUGUUGAUGUUGAUGAUGUGCGUAGGAGGGUCACAGUCAAAUUAAUCCCAAGAAUUGAUCUGCAGCUUCUAGCCGAUAAGCAGGAAGGAAGUGUGAUUGUCAAGAAGAAAUCUUUUGUUCCACCUCCACGCUUCAUGAACGUGGAUGAGGCAAGGGAACUUCACAUACGCGUUGAGCGCCGACGUGACCGGAUGACGGGUGAUUACUUUGAAAAUAUCGGUGGUCUGCUUUUCAAAGAUGGCUUCCUGUACAAGAAAGUAUCAACGAAGUCGAUUUCCACUCAGAACGUUACACCAACAUUCGAUGAACUUGAAAGAUUUAAGAAAUCAAACGAAAAUGGGGAGAUCGACUUUGUUGAUAUGUCCACUUUAUUUGCAAAUAGGAAAAAGGGUCAUUUCAUGAAAGGUGAUGAGGUUAUUGUUGUCAAGGGAGAUUUAAAAAAUAUGAAGGGUUGGGUUGAGAAAGUAGAUGAAGAGAAUGUUCUUAUCAGAUCAGAGAUGAAAGGUCUUAAUAAUCCUCUUGCUGUAAAUGAGAGAGAGCUUUGCAAAUACUUCGAACCUGGAAAUCAUGUGAAGGUCGUUUCUGGCACCCAUAAAGAAGCAACCGGCAUGGUUGUCAAAGUUGAUCAGCAUGUGCUUUUCAUUCUAACUGAUACGACCAAGCAACAUAUUCGUGUCUUCGCUGAUCACGUCGUGAAGAGUGCAGAAGUGACUAACGGUGUCACAAAAAUGGGAGAGUAUGAACUUCAUGAUCUUGUGCUUCUAAGUAACUUGAGCUUUGGAGUUAUCAUAAAACUUGAUAGUGAAGCUAUCCAGGUUCUUAAAGGGAUUCCUGGAAGAACGGAGCUGGCUAUUGUCAAACACGGAGAAAUAAAGUACAAAAUUGAUAAGAGAAUCAAUGUGAAAGACCGUAACAAAAAUGUCAUCACGGUGAAAGAUGUUGUCAGGGUCACUGAGGGUCCUAGCAAAGGUAAACAAGGUCCAGUUAUGCACAUCUAUAAAGGAGUGUUAUUUUUACAUGACCGGCAUAACGUUGAGCACGCUGGAUUUGUCUGCGUUAAAUGCUCAUCUUGUGUUCUUUCCGGUGGAUCAUACUCUGGCGCUGACAGAAUUGUUGAUUCUUUCUCAAGGUUGGGCAAUUCCAAGUCACCAGCCCCGGUGCCCCCAUCUCCAAGAAGAUUUCAACGGGCGGACUCGGGAUAUAACUCUGGAGCUGGAGGAAGACAUUGGAGUGGAAGAGGAGGAGGAAGGGGUGGUCACGAUCUUUUGGUUGGUGCUUAUGUGAAAGUUCGUCUGGGGCCUUUCAAGGGAUAUAGAGGUCGUAUAGUAGAAGUCAAAGAGAAGACAGUGCGUUUGGAACACGAGGCAAAGAUUGUGACAGUUAAUAGGGACGCGAUAGCAGAUGUGACCGAUAAUGUAGCGACACCCUCUCAGUAUAAUAUGGGAAGCCAAACUCCUAUUCAUCCUUCCCGGACUCCACUUCAUCCUUGUAUGACUCCAAUGCGGGAUUCUGGAGCUACACCUAUCCAUAAUGGAAUGAGGACACCCAUGCGUGAUAGAGCUUGGAAUCCUUACACGCCUAUGAGUCCUCCUCGGGAUAGCUGGGAAGAUGGAAACCCAGGAUUAUGGGGGACAAAUAUACUGUAUCCGCCGGAGAGUCCUUAUUCGCGACCGUAUGAAGCAGCUACGCCUGGAUCAGGAUGGGGUAGUAGCACUCCUGGUCGUAGUUACAAUGAUGCUGGAACACCAAGAGAUGCUAAUAAUGCCCCAAGUCCGUACCAACCUAUGACACCAAGCUCGGCUUCCUACCUACCUAGCACUCCUGGAGGACAACCAAUGACUCCUGGAGCUGAUCUCGAUGUCAAGUCUCCUGAUAUAGGUGGGGACACAGAAACUUGUUUGAUGCCUGGUAUUUUGGUCAAUGUACACAAGGCCGGAGAGGAUAGCAAUGUGGGAGUCAUCCGAGAUGUUUUUUCGGAGGAUGGGUCCUGUGUAGUCGCUCUUGGAGACAGAGGUGAAGGCGAAACUGUUGUGGCGAUACAGAGCGAAGUGAGGUUAGUUUGUCCGAGGAAGAACGAACGAGUGAAGAUUGUAGGAGGCAAGCAUCGUGGUUCAUUAGCUAAGCUCAUUGGUCUCGACGGAUCUGACGGUAUAGUCAAGCUAGAUGACACUCUCGACGUCAAGAUUCUUAACCUGGAUUUAUUAGCCAAGCUACCUCAUGCCUGAGAUGAGACUGACUCCAUUUUCUCAAGCUUUUACAUCAAAUCCAUAGAGGAUAUAUCUGGUUUUGAUGAUUAGUUGCUCUCUGUAUUUAUAUACUUAUUAAACUUUGUUUCCAACUA